UCAGAUGAAGAGGAAAGAACUGACGAGGAGAGAUGAUGAAGAUGGAGAUAGCAUGCUGUCAUCUACUCUUUCUGAUGGGGGCAGCACCAAGCGCAAAAGCUAUAAGAAGAACACAAAGAAGAACCGCAUGAAGGCUCUGUACGCUGCUGUGGCAGAGGCUCGGGAGAUGGGCACAGGCCGGAGACUCUGUGACCUAUUUAUGGUCAAGCCCUCAAAAAAAGACUACCCGGACUACUACAAGAUUAUACUGGAGCCAGUGGACCUGAGGACCAUCGACCACAACAUCCGCUCUGACAGAUACCCCAGCGAGGACGCCAUGAUGGAGGACAUGAAGCUGAUGUUCCGUAAUGCACGUCACUACAAUGAAGAAGGUUCACAAGUUUACAAUGACGCCAACGUUCUGGAGAAGGUAUUAAGAGAAAAACGAAGGGAACUUGGACCUCCGCCGGAUGACGAUGACAUCAUUUCACCCAAGCUGAAAAUUAAAAGAGGAGAAAGGCUGAAGCAAGAUGACCUUAACACCAAGAAACUGAAAGAGGAGAAAGGCUGA
Sinocyclocheilus grahami is the source of this 550-nucleotide messenger RNA. Its product is annotated as protein polybromo-1-like. Gene Ontology annotation, molecular function: protein binding; chromatin binding. Gene Ontology annotation, biological process: transcription elongation by RNA polymerase II; chromatin remodeling. Bases 5 to 550 code for a protein of 181 amino acids. Gene Ontology annotation, cellular component: RSC-type complex; SWI/SNF complex. The record is from RefSeq and is a predicted model, not a curated record. The transcript has 5 exons. NCBI's taxonomy places the organism in Eukaryota, Metazoa, Chordata, Actinopteri, Cypriniformes, Cyprinidae.